AGUCAGCAGAGAGCAGAGGAGGAGGCUGAGGUUGGAGCCACCUGCGGGGGAAGACGGGUGCUAACAGGCCUGAGUUAAGACCCAUAUCUACGCGGGUGUUGAUGUAAAGGGAAUUUCACACCGGUAUGCCCUUUUUUGUCUGUUUCUCCUUGUUUCUGUUUGCCAGUUUCUUCGUCAACCGUAACCCGGGAGAGUUUUAGUUGGCUAAAAGAUGCUAGCUGAAGUUUAUACUUAUUUAACUCUAUGCUGCUAACAAACAGGAACUCUUUACUUAAAUGCGAAUUUAAGUAAAGGAUUUAACACUAAAAAAACAGGGGGAAAACCCUCGCAAAUGUACUGGUUUGUUGUGUAAACCUGUUUGUUUGUCUUUAGCAUACUUUCAUAUCUCCCAUUUCUGAUGAAUGGAAACCUAACCGGCUCCUACUGUCGUGUGCAUCCAGUAGAGGGCGCACUCUACAUCUUUAUUCUCGUCAUUUACACAGACUGUAUACUAUACUAUAUUAUAUAUUAUAUCAUACUAUACACAAAUAUACUAUACUAUAUUAUAUUAUAUAGUAUAUUAUAUAUACUGUACUUUUUUUUUGUAUAUUUUAUAUAUAUAUCAAUAAUCUAUAUAUCACAAUCUCUAGUCAUUUACACAGACCAGCCUUCACAUUGUGAACACCUUGGAAAUACCAUACGUCUUAUUUGUAUAAUUAAUUGUUGACAUGUUCAGACAGGUGUUAAUUACUCCUUCAAUUCAUUUUAUUUAUUCUUUAUUUAGUGUAAGUAUUUUCACAGUAUUUGUAGAAUGUGUACUGUGUUUCAUUGGUGCUGCCUCUGUUUAUUUUAAUUUCCCUCUGGCAUUAAUAAAGUGUCUAUCUAUCUAUCUAUCUAUCUAUCUAUCUAUCUAUCUAUCUAUCUUGUUGUAGUUGUUGUGAAAGUUGGUGAUGUACUGAAGUGCACUAACAACAACAACAACAACAACAACAAUAAUAAUAAUAAUAAUAAUAAUAAAAUGUAUUUAUCGAGUGCCUCUUUAAUAAUAAAUAUUAAGUGCGGUAAUCACCUGUUUCAUUAUGUCAAUAAAAACAGGAAAUUCAGAAGUUUAAUGAAAGAUGUUGGAUUGGAUUGAACUGCCUACUUUGUUUUAUUUGAGAUUGUGUUUGCUUUUAUCUUGUUGUUUUAUUUACUGUUUAUCUGUAAAGUGACCUUGAGUGUUAAGAACAGUGUUUAUAAUUGAAAAGUAUUAUUACUUCUUCUUUCCUUUUUUUGGUAGUUUUUGUUUUUCCUGAGAUAGUGUAGUACAGGCUGGCUGUUUCCAUUUCCUCAGAAACUAUAAACAGUGACAUAACCACCAAUUAUCAGACUCCCUACAGCCCUUUGACUUUGCAAGUACUGAUAGUAGCAAGCAGUGGAAGAAAUAACAGUAAAAAAAGAUUAGACAAGUGCUUACUGCUGACUGUUUUUAUAACCCUAUACCAAAUAUAAAGCACUGUUAACUGUGUUAUCCUCCUGAAAUCUGUUUUCACUGCUCUUUCUCAUUUGGUGUCAUCAGUGUUUCCAACCUGGAAUAAAACAGCAUCCCAUGAUAUUCAAUGGAUGACUCUUGGCUGCUAGAACCAUUUAAUGGUAAGUAUAAACUUUCAGGUUCAGGUUACUUUAUUAAUACCCGAAAGUAGAUUUGUUCUGCAGUGAAAUAAAGUGAUGACGUUCAUUUAUACAAGUUACAGUACAAAUAUAAAACAACCACAAAACAGAUCACAUGAUAAAAGCACCCCAAGGCUCCCCAGUCAGGACACACGAGAGGGAGGAAAACGGUAAUACGUAAAAAAAUGCAAAUAAAUAACCUAAAUAAACAACCUCUGGAUACAAACCAAGGUAAAAACAAAUUUAAAACCAACAUAAAUAAGUAAGUAAAUAAUACCUCCGCAGUACGUGCUAAUUGUGCAAAAUUACAUGCAAAAUCUCUACAACUUGAUCACUUCAGUAAUAGCAGCAGGAACAAAGCUGUUUCUGUAACGUUAAGUUCUGCAUUUGGGGACUAGAAACCUCCGUCCAGAGGGAAGAAGCUGGAAAUCCUUAUGUAAAGGGUGGGUUCAUUUAGAAUAGGGAAAGCUAUCCGCUGUAACUGUUUGGCGUACAGGGAUGCCGGAAAAAACUGUGACUCACCAAUCAGUCGAGAAGACCAUUUAACUAUGUGGUUUAAGGCAUUUCUCGCUUUCAAGGAUGUGUGACCAAACCAUGACACCAAGAAAAAUGAUAAAAUAGAUUCAAUAAAAGCACAAUAAAACAUGGAUGUUUCAAUUGAUAUCCUAAACUCUAAUCUAGCACAAUAAAUACUCAUAUUUAAAAUAUAUAUGUUUUUUUUUCUUCCCAGGUGAAACAGAUGAAAAUGGCAAUGCUACAGGAAGCAAAAGGAGGACAGGAAGAAGCUCAAAGAGCAAAAGUAGGGUAGCAACAGAUGGAAUAGGUGAAGGGCGUGGUGGUCAGGGUGUUUUUGGAGGAGGCACGGGAGGAGUGGAGAGACUAGGUGCAAGUGGAGAAGGCAGGCACAAGGCAGGUAGGCCGCAAGGGAGUAAUGAAGGAAGGGUGGCAGGUUAUCAAGAAGGAGGGACCAAACAGAAAGGAGGAGGAAGGACAGGUGGUCAGGGGGGAGGCGCCAAACCAAAAGGAGGAGGAGGAGGGACAGGUGGACAAGGGGGAGGGGCCAAACCAAAAGGAGCAGGAGGAGGGUCUGGUGGUCAAGGGGGAGGGGCCAAACCAAAAGGAGUAGGAGGAGGGACAGGUGGUCAAGGGGGAGGGGCCAAACCAAAAGGAGGAGCAGGAGGGACAGGUUAUCAAGGGGGAGGGGCCAGACAGAAAGAGGAAAAGAAAAGUAGUGGUGGUAAAGGGGGAGAAAAGUCACAGAGAGAUGGAGGCCGGUUCAGACAAAAUGGAGAGAGAGGUGAUUUUGGAAAAGACACAGGGAGAAGAUGGGGCCAGGGGCCUGGUGGAGGAAACAGACAUGAUAAAAACAGUGAAAGAGGUGGGGCACCACGAGGCAAUGGCCUGGGCUACAAAACACUGGAAGAACUCUCAGAAAAAGACCCAUCCGUCGUUGCCUUCACCCUGGCAUCCAAACCGGCUCUACAAGAGGUCCUGAACGAGACAAAGAUGAGACAGGACCUGAUCGAGCUCUUCUGCUUGGUCAUGAGUAAAGCCUUUAAAGCGAGGACAAACAGAGGUACCCUGCAGCACCUGGCCAACAUCAUUAAAGAUUCUUUGUUCCUCAGCACUGUCCUUCCUCACUAUCUGGUGGGUAUGGUCUCAGAGUCCAACCCUCAACGCAGGGAGCGAUACCCACUGCAUAUGGAAAAUAUCCUGGCCAUUGUGUCCGAGGUAAGCAGAGGAGGAAAGGAAAAAUAAACUUGAUGAAUAUACUUCAGCAAACAAAACACAAGUUUAGGUGACCAUUCAUAGAUAAACCUCUGAAAGCAUUUUUAAAAAAAGUUUUAUACCUAAUCACAUACUCAUGGCUGAAGAAACAACCGUCAGACUUCAGUUGUGAGAAAAGCACCUGCAGAUAUUGAGAUUGCAUAGCUCUAAAUCCUCAGUAGGUUCGUACUGAUUCUAUUUAGAAGUGUAAUUUUACCCAAAAGGUCCACCUACACCAAACUAAUAAGAAAAUAUUUUAAACACAGAAAUACAAAGCCCCCUUCUGUGAAAUUACACAAUAUCUCUGAGCUGGAAGCAAACAUAUUUUAGAGAUUUCAGAGUGCUCCUGAAGACAGUAUGAGAUUAAUAUUUUUCGCCUUUUGUGUGUUUUUUUGUCCUUUAAUUUCUGCUUAUUAGGUCCUCAACAUCUUCCCUGCCAGCUCACACCCCACAGUGAGUAUGUCAGUGACACUCAUCCAAACCUCCAUCCUCAACCUCAAGGCGUCAGGAGUUGACAUCCAGCCUCAAGUGGAGCAGAAAGUGGAGCGCCUCCAAGCCCUGAUUAAGCAUCUGCAGGAGAGGUCCUGUGAGGGAACCCUGCGCUCGGAUAGGGAUACCUAUGCCCUCCUUACCAACGGAGACGAUAACCCAGGUAAAAUUUUCACGAAUGUUUAGUUGAAAGCAAACCCCAUGUAGAAAUGUAAGAUAAGGACAUACAUGUCUAUAUAUCAGAAGUGAUGUUUCCAUAUAUGUUACUAUUAUAUACAUAAAUUUUCAGGAUAUAUAAAAAUGUAGGUUUAGAUCAUAUAAGAAAUACCUGUAUACAAUUUUUAUAUGGUAUUAUAUAUUGAAAUAGAAAUAAUCUGUAGCAUAUAAUGAUUUUCUUAUGAUAAUAACAUACUAAAUUUAUCAGUACGAGUAUGCAAAAUUACAUUUGUUAAAUUUAUAUAUGCUUUGUUCAUAUAUGUCAAAAAUAUGUCAUUUAUUUUUCUACACAUGUAUGAAAUUGUUCCAUUUUUUUGAUAGAUUUUACAUAAAGUUUGUCUGUACACGUACAUCUAUGUUUUUAACUUAUAUAUACCUAUUCUUUUCUAUAUAGGAAUGCAAUAUGUGUACACAUAUAUUACAUAUCUGUAUGGGAUAUCAUUACAAAGGUUUGUUGUUGCAAAUAAAUGCCUGGCCAAAGCGGUUUUGUGCCUCAGAGACUGAAAUUGUUGCUCCACAGAGAUCGGCACAGGUCAAUUUUUUGCAAGUUCAGGUCUCAAGUCUUUAGGGAGUCCAAAGCAAAUAUAGUAAGUCUCUUAGCAGCAAGUCUCUCAAGACUAAAAAUUAAAACUGUAUAGUUGCAGAAUGGAGGGCUCUGUUGGUUUAAAGAAUAUUGCCUGGUUUAUGUUGGGUGAUCAGGGGUUUAGACUGUAAAAAAAUACUCUGCGACACUGCAGUGUCACGAGUUACUAAACAUUCGAUCUUUUGUCUCCAAGAAGAAGAGGAUCUGGAAGAUUUCAGGACCAUACCCAUCUACCCGACUUUUGAGGAGCUCCAUAACGAUGAAAAGCCAGUUCUAAGACCUAACCUCACCUCCAAGCGCUACACAAACACCCACCUGUACCUCGACACACAUUUCCGCUUGCUGAGAGAGGACUUUGUAAGGCCGCUCCGUGAGGGGAUCCAGCGGAUCCUCUGGAACCGAAUAGACAAGGGAAUGAGUGAAACUGCGCUGAGGAAGGAGCAGUUUGAUGAUAUCAGGGUGUAUUUUGACACGAGGCUGGAGAAGCCAAAGUGCACACACUCUGGCAUUGCCUUUGAGGUCCGGUUUGAUGUGCAGCCACUUAAGGUGAACAGAGAUCUCUCAUUUAUUGACAAAACGGUAAAUGCAAAGACAUGUAUUCUCAACAGUCUACAUUUCUACCCGUACAGUUUGUGCGCUGGGAGAACACCAAAAGGCUGAUCUUCGGAUCCCUGGUCUGCUUGUCAUGUGACAACUUUGACACCUUCUUGUUCGCCACUGUGUCGGACCGUGACCCCAAGUACCUGCGUAAAGGACGGGUCCAGAUUUCCUUUACUGAAGAAAGCAGAUACAAUCUGUCCACAUUUAAGGUAGGUAGAGAGAAGUGUGCAAAAGUUAGUGUUUUUUUUGAUGUGAGUCAUUUCAUCUGCAAGGUUUACGUAAUUGACAGGGUAUUUGCUGCUUUCAAGCUUUAACAACCGUUUUGAAUACUUAGCUGCAGUGAUUCGUGGUUGACACAAUAUUAGAAACAUCUCCUGGCAUACUUUAAAUGGUGCAAAAAAUGACCAAAAUCACGUGUCCCUUCAGAAUAGCUGCGAAUGGUUUGAUAUGAAGAAGAUUUUAAGAAAAAAUACGUUUUCUGUUGCAGACGGGUCAGCCCUUCAUGAUGGUGGAGACAACAGCCUACUUUGAGGCUUAUCGGUAUGUUCUGGAGGGCCUGAAGGAGCAGGAGGAGGACAGCCUGCCCUUUCAGAGGUAGGAGUGUGUGUCUAUAUGUGAAAUUUCACUGCCAAGGUCACAGUUUUUAACAGUCCCAGUGCUCUUUGAAAAAGCAGUUCACAGUUAGAUCUUUCCAGAAAUGAGGGGGGAGAAGUAGAAUAAAAGAAGUUCACUGUUAAGACUUUUAAUUGGCAUAAGUUAAUUUUAUCAUCAGUCCUCUCAAAAAGCUACCACGCAUGGAUGAGUUCAUCUCGUGCCCUUUUAUAGAUAUCAUUCAGUCAUGUAUUUAUAUCAGACGCUUUGUCGGCCAUCUGUCUCCCAGACCUUCCUCUUGUGACUCCUCCAGACACCUGAUUUCUUUCAGAACUGCAUCAUGGGAGAUAUCCAUUAUACAGCACAGCUUUUUAUUAAAUCUGUCCUCAUUUAAAAUCGGUUUUUCAUCAUUUGAAAUGCUAAUUGUUGAGGUGCAAGUACGUAGUUGGCUUCGUCCCCUGAUGUCCACUUCCACUCUUGUUAAUCCUCAAAUACCCUGAGAUUCACCGGGGUAAUUCCCCUGCACUCCUAUUGUGCUCAUUGUCUUUCUCACUGUCAAAUUGAUGCUUCAAGGGAUAUUCCGGCGUAAAUUUAAGUCAUGGUCAAACACACCGCAACACCAACUUAGACACCCCCUUGAGAGAUGAAUGUUGCCGUCCGCUUGCUUCUCUAGUUAUACCAACUUCAGCAACGACCACAGGAUAGCAAUACACAGUGGUCUACGUCUCCACGCGCAAACCUCAACCAAAAAUCCACUCUAUAGCCACAAAUAAUGCAGCCACUUGUUUGUGGGGGAGCCCUGACGAAUCGAUUACAGAGUACAGCGGAGUUUCGCAGCUCAAGGAAGAACAUUUAUGAUUAUUACUUCAUGGAAAUGGAAUUAGACUGAGAUGCUAAGGCAGAAGAACUACCGCGUCUGCAGUGCUCAUAAAAGAUACACAAGAACUCUGAUUGCAUUUCCAUGAAGUAAUAAUCAUAAAUUGUCUGCUGCACUUGGUGAUCGACUCGUCAGGGCUCCCCCACAAACAAGCAGCUUCUGGAGGAGAGUGGGUUAAAAAGAUGUUUGGUGGCUAGUACUAUGGCUGGGACCCUAUAUGUCCUGUUGAUGAAGUUAGGUGCUGUUCUGAGCAUUAUUUGUGGCUAUAGAGUGGUGUUUUGGUUGAGGUUUGUUUAUGGCUCCUCAGACCGCUGUGUAUUGCUAUCGUGCGGUCGUUACUAAAGUUGGUAUAACUUGAGAAGCAAGCGGUCGGCAACAUUCAUCUCUCGAGGAGGUGUCUAACUCGGUGUUAUAGUGUGUUUGACCAUAACCUAAAUUUACACCGGAAUAUCCCUUUAAGAGAAGGUAAUUUGCCUCUUGGGGAAAAGUUCAGUUCAUUUGCAAAUAUACAAAUUUGCUCAAUUCACCACUAUUAUUCUUUCUUGGUCUGUUGUGGUAUUACUUUCAAUGGCUAGAUAAAAUAAGAGUCUUCUUCUAAGUUGAUGUAGUAUCUCGUAAACAUUUUCCAAUAAUCCUGACCUGCAAAUGUAACACACGGUCACCCUUAUGAAUAAAAGAGCUUCUGCAUGUCCGCUGCAUUGUGCUUAGCUGUAUUUAACUCACUGUGACCGAAGGCGACUUUCUUUUGAGACUGAAUUUACAGAGAAAAUCUUUCCUCCAGUCGACUCUGCAUGAUUUAAUCUUGUCUAAAAUGUUUCCAGGUACAUCGUUGAGUGCAGCUCAGAAUUGGAGCCUCCAGCUUAUCUGCGAAGAAACGACAUUUAUGACCUGAAAGACGUCGCUCACCCGAAACACAAGCGCACUAUUACUCCCUUUCACAGCCUGAAUCCACAGGUCUGGCCCAAGAUGGAGGAGCUGGGACUUGAUGAGUCUCAAAUGAAAGCCUUCCAGCUGGCCCUCACCAAGGAGCUGGCAAUCAUACAGGGACCUCCUGGCACUGGUACGACAUUGAAAAGACAUAGCAGGAAUGAUCGCUGUACUCAGUAGUUAAUAAAACGUGUUAAGUUGUUCAAGAUAAAAAUCCUAAGCAAUGCAGAGUUUAACUUUGUUUUUGUAAAAUUAAAAAACUGAAUAUUUGACCUUCAUAAAGUAACAGAACUCCCUCUAACUUGUCUGUUUUCGGCACAGUAAAUACGUUUAAAUUAUUUCCUCAGGGAAAACCUACGUUGGUCUUAAAAUAGCCCAGGCUCUGUUGACCAAUAAGGAUCUCUGGAGAGACCACUCAGCUCCAAUGUUGGUGGUGUGUUACACGAACCAUGCCCUGGAUCAGUUCUUGGAGGGUAAGCAGAAUUUAUGUCUGUAGGUUUUUAGGGAAACAAAAUGAACACGAUAUUUUACGUGAUUUUGGUAAUCAAAGGUCCAUGGAGGUGUGUUUGUCCACAUGCUGAAAUAUUUUCCUCCCCUCCCAAGGCAUUUACAAGUUUCAGAAAGAAGGCAUUGUGAGAGUAGGAGGCCGCAGCAGCAGUGAGAUCCUGAAGCGUUUCAAUCUCAGAGAGCUGACCAACUCCAAAACGGCCAAAGAAAAGAGGCCACAUCAGCUGCGUUUUGCACAGUAUGAGGUGAGAUUUUGCUGCUCAUCCUGCUGGAUUAUCUGUAAAAAUUCAUGUACUUCUUACUCCUACACAGGGUUCCCACACAUCCUAGAAAACCUGGAAAACAGCUGCUGAAGAAACUGCACGCUGUAGACAUCUCUGAUCACAAUAGGCAUCGCCAAGCAAGAAGACAAUUCAAACUUUUUUAAACCUUCAAAUACAGAGUGCGUCUCGUAUACCGGUGCAAUUUUUCCAGAGUUUACGGUAAUAUUACUGAUGACUUUUUAGCUUGCUCUGAAUCGCUCUCGUCUGUCUUUCUUGCUCACUAAGCUGCAGUCGCACGUCCAAGUCUGUGUUUCGCAAUGAGCCAAGCAAAAAUGAGAGUGAAAUACAACUACUUCAUACCUUAGAUAAACACCAAUUGAGAACAGUGAUUAUAAACUGCAGAUCAUAUUUUUUUUUGCUAUUUAGUUUUAUUUAGGUCAAUUUAUGUACUUUAAUUCAAUUUAUCCUCUGAUUGUAGGGAUGGGCAAUAAACUGAAAAUUUACUGAUACUGAAAUUUAUGACAAUCACCUACACCAUUUUGCCCAUAUUGGUAUAUUCGAUGUCAAAUGUCCCUUUAAGACGCUGUCCUACGUCUGAGACGUGACUCCACCCCAUCCAGUCUGAAACAAAGAGGGAAAGACAGGUGAGGAGAUGGAGGACGGUUCAAAGGGCGAAGUUAAUGUGGGAGGGGGUGAGCAGCUUGUGGAGUAGUUAUCGUUCAUUUAUCAUUAUCGAGGUGAACUGAUCAAUAUAUCGUGAUAUUGAUUUGAGGACAUAUCGCCCAGCCCUAACUGAUUGUUAUUAUUAUUUAUUUAAGUAAGACAGCUUCCAGAUUCCUAUACUGGCUUUUUUGGUUUUUACUUCGUAAAUUUUAAAUUUUUUUUAGAAAAGAGAAGGCUGAGAUGUUCGUUGUUACUUGGUUGCACUAAUAAAAGGAGGUGCUGUGCAUCUGUGGUUACAUUAUUCUAUAAUCCGUUUGCUGUGUUUUUUAAGAAUGUAAGAGAUGAUUUCAUAGAUCGCCAUAGACUGCACAUCUUUAAAUGUAGACUCCCACUGAGAGGAAAAUAGACUAUUUAGGAACUAUAUUUAGACUGUCAUACCAGCUUGAACAUCACUGAAAAUGUCCUGGAAAAUAAUCGCGAGAAAAAAGUGGGAGCCUUGCCUACGGUGGAGUGUUAAAGAUAUCUUCGAGGCAACUGAGAGUUUUUAGAGAUCCUUAAAAAUGUAUUUUUUUUUUCUAUUUAAAUUUUAUAAUUAUGUUUUUUUUAUUACAUUUUCAUUACUUUUUUUGUGUAGCACGGCUCAACUCUUCAUGCAUACUGGAAGUUUUUAUUUGUAAUGUCCCCGUCUCAAAGCUGGACUUUUGAUCUGCUCAUUAGAUUCACAAAGAGCUGGAAGAGGCGGAGGAGAACAUCAAGACUCAGGCUCUGAAGAUGGAGUGUUGUACGAAAGGCGUCCUGCGUGAAAGCUUGCUGCAGAAGUACAUUCCAUACAAGCACUGGACCAGACUGCAUCAACAACCCGUGAGUCCCACUAAAAUAAAUUAAAACAAAAAGAAGGAGUCCCAUUCAUGCGUCAAACAGGAGAAAUAAAAUAAUAGACUGAUUUCUUUUUUUUCUCUCUUUGUAAAUGAUUGUUUUACAGUUUUAUUACGAGGUUGAGAUGUGGGUCAGGAAGAAGUCCAGCCUGCUGAUGGAGUGGUUGGGUUUGGGUUCCAUUGUUUUCCAGCAGAGGGAGACAGAGUAUGUGAAUGGAUUUGAAGGUAAGGCUUUAUCUGCUCAUGUGGCUCCACUAAAAAACACUGAGCUCUGAGUUGUCCUCUAUGAACUUAUAUGGAUAAACUUUCAACUGGAGUUAAAAAUGUUAAUUAUAUCAAUAUCCAUUGGUUUCUUCUGGGACCAUGUGAGGAGGUUCUAAACAAAAAGCUGGAGAUCCUUUUUUGAAGUGCUGAUGACAGAAAGGCAUUCUUAAUUAGGCAGUAUCAUUCAGAAGUUGCACAAUGGGAGUGCAUGGAACUGCUACACCCAGAAUAUUAAGUCUUGGACCUGCAGACACUGUGGGGUCUUUUUCGCAGUGGGAAGUUGGACCUCCACUUGGAUCUGAGCUGUUGAAGAGCAAUGAAGCGAUCUCAGCAGCAAAAGUUGUUCAUUUUCAUCAAACUUUUCAAUGAAAAGAAAUUCACAAUUGUUGCAAAAUGCCUUUUGACAUUUAUAUUCAUGUCUGAUUAGUUAUUCUGAUCAGUAGAAUAUCAAAAACACACAAUUUUGAUCAUCUUUUGUGUGGGAUCUUUGGAUCUCAGCAAUAUUUUACAUAAUUUUACACUGAAAGAACUGGUGAACUUCUGAGGACUUACAGGAGAAACUUGAUACUAGCCGCCUUAAAAGAUCUGGGUAACACUUCAUUUGACGCCUAUCUCUAUAACACAUUAUAAAUAUAUGUAUAAUGCGUUCUAAUCACGUUAUAGCACUGUAUAACUAUAGUUAUACAGUGCUAUGACGUGAUUAUAACGCAUUAUACAUAUAUUUAUAAUACGUUAUAGAGAUAGGCAUCAAGUGAAGUGUUACCCAGAUGGGUAAUCACAAAAUUCUCAGUUUGACACGUAUGGAUUGAUUCUUAAAUUUGCAAUUUAUAAUAUAGGUCUAACUUCCCACUGUGCGCAUGCUCACGGGGCUCUGCUGUGUCUGCUGACGGGUACUCUUGUUGUCCACCUAAGGGGAUUGGGUCAAAAGGAAUUUCCUACCAAUUACUCAUUGAUUUCAAAAGCUGAUGAAGUACUGAAGAAAAACAAUCUGUAGUAAUCUUUAAAAAACUGUGAAAGUCUUCUUGGAUGUUUGUCGUGUAAAAACAUACUUACUCAUAUAAAACACGUUGAAUUCCAGAGUUUGUGAUCAUAUCAGAGCCAAAUAUUUCUCCUUAAAAAGGGAUUUAAAGUCUUCAGUCUCUCCCUCCAGCAAAAUUAUAACUUCAAAAGAUUCCCAAAAUACCUCGAACUGUUGCGUUUCUUAUGAAUUUUUUGAAUAUCUUAUGAAUCAAACUUUCUCAGAAGAUUAAUAUCAACCCAAUGAAACUUUAUGACAAGAAACAUCAAAGCUCAACAUUUUUGUAAUCUUUGAAAAUGUUUGUGAGAAAGAGGAUGUGCUGAAAUGGAAAAUGAAAGACAAGUCGGGCAUUUUAUCUAAUUUUAGUUGUGAUAUUGGUACAGAUCCAUGUUUCCCACCGAGAAAAGCCCAAUGGAAAGUGAGAGCUGCUUUUAAGACGAACCCUGUCAUUUUCUCUUGCAAGUCCAUUUCAGCAGUCUCCAAACUAGAGUAAAUGAACUUUUCAGAGCUGCCAGAGUCGAAACUCUGAGUAGCCCCAGCAAUGACAAAUCCUACAGUACCUACUUUGGACGCACCAUUUCAGUGAUUUAAGAGCCGAGGAGCCAUCAGUAUCUACGGUUAACCCUUGAAUGCACAGUGAAGUGGAGUAUCUCUACCCUCCCCUUUUUCUUCCAAAAUUGUAUGCACUCAAAAGGUAAAAAGGUUUAGUCCAAGAAAUAUUUUUCAUGUUGCUUCUCAAUACCAUGUGUUAGACGCAGCAUCAGAUGAAGCCAUGUUGUCCGAAGAGGAGGACCUCAUUCAGAUCAUAGAGGAAGCAGAUAUGAUCCUCGCCGAUCGCAUCAUCGAUGACGACUCCUGGUUCAGAGAUGACAGAGAAGGCCAAAAGAAGAAAGACCUGCAGAGGGAUCUCAGAGAGCUCGGAGAACAGAUGCUCGCUAUGAACCUGGGGGAAGCUGAAGUCCAAGCUGAGCAGAGUGAGAACAAAGAGCCUGAAUGGAAGGUAAUGUAACAGUUUGGCCUUAUUUAUCAAUCAAUACCCAAUUAUUUGGGCUUUUACUCAGGGUAAUAAUGAACCGAGGAGAGAAGACGAUACGAUAAUAAAUGUUACCUUAAAGACUCACUCCGACGAAAAUCAUGUUUUUUACUUGUUUUCUGAGUGUACAUAUGGCAUUUUUCUGAUGCUACAGGACAUACAGAGAAAACUAAGUGAGAAAUUGUAUUUCUGAGUAUUUAUGCAUUCAAAUCUCUGUGAAUCUCUUGCAGACCCAAAUGGCAGGCUCAGAUUAAAUGACAUUUCCUAUGUAGCAAAUCCAAGCUCCGCCCCCGGAGCCCCACUUUGCAGGCCAUAGUUAUUAACUUAUAUCAUGUCCCCAAAGACAUAAGUGUCCAAGAGCUGAAUAGCUCCUGUGUUACCUGCUACUUCUACUACACCAGCGAUGUUAGGUUGUAAGCUAGCGUGAAAAGGGGUGUGCAGAGCAGCGCUGUCUCUGCUAAUGAGCUACUGGAGCUCUGCAGAAAAAAAGCCCUUGAAAAUGACACAGGUACACAACAACUAAAAUCAUAAUAAUUAAAGAAUUUGUAACUUCCACGGUUAACAUCAAUUAUGUGUUUUCCUGUGCUCUUCAUCUCCCCUCCUUUGUUGGCUUCCUCCUUAAUUUCUUGGCACCUUACUGCCACCACCUGCCGGAUGGUGGAAUAGCCUGAAGCAGCUGGCAGCAUUGUGUCCAACAUCACCUGCUUUUAGUGCUGUGCACUAUUUAUAAAAACAUCUAUCCAAGGCUCUGAUAGUCCAUCUGUAAAGGAGAUGGUUAAGUGUAUGCUUAAAGGAAUGAUUUUUCAAAUAAAUAUACCUUUCAAUUUGGCAUGUCUCUCUAAAAUUUGUAGAGAAAAGCUGCUGGGGGUGAAAAAGGCUGCAAAAUACUCUGGAAAAUUGUGAAUGUCUUGACUGGGUUAUAUAUUGCUGUAUGAGAGGAAGGAAAAAACGUCAUGUACUUGCCCAUUAUGCCACAGAGUUCAUCUGAACGUGAAAGAGGUGCAAUUAACGGACAACCUUUUAGAUUCAUCAAUACGAAGAAAAGCUGGCAAACCCUCGUCUUCGUAUCAAACAGUUCAAAAGCUGACUUCUGCUGUAUAUGUGCAAAUGAAUGUGUCCAAUCAUAAAAGACUUAACUGUAUGACGGUGUUUAGUACUGUUCUCUGAUUGGCCAUCAUGUAGCAACAUUCCCUAGCAACAGUCUGUUAUUUCUCAGAAUCACACUGUGGCUUUACUUUGUGUAAAACUAUUUAUUCUUUAACUGAGUAGCGGUGUAAGUGGUAGAAUAAUGCGUGAAGAAACUUUUAGGUAAGCUUUGAACAUAUAUGCUCAACUUUAACUUACAAUGGGUUUUCAUAGUGAUACAGGAAAACAUGGAAACCUGUCAAACCACAGCAGUACGUGAUCCACUUCAAGAUAUUCCAAGAAGUCUGUUUAUUUGGCUGUGCUGCGCAUCAUUCUUGUUUAAAUAGCAAAAAACAAACACGUUCCUAGUCAAGUUAAGAUUUUAUACAGCUGACGAAAACAUUAAAAAAAUCAAAACUAAUCCUGUUCUGAUUGGUACAGAUCCAACCUAAAGAGAGGAAACGACUGAAGAACGUAAUGAAGGAAGAGCUGAAGAAGACCUCCACCAUGACUGAGGCUCAAGAGGCUGCAGUGAGGGACAUUUGGACCCUGAGCAUGCAGGACAGAUGGAGACUCUAUCGGUAGGUCUUAAUCCGUGGUGCACGUUUCAUUUCUUUGCUGACUAUACUUCUCUUUAAAUACUUGUUAUCAUCUCUAUUAAGUACCUGUCUGACAUGUCUGUCUUCCAUCGCUCCUUCCUCCUUUUCUCCUCCUCCUCUCUUCCCUUUUUUUUUCAUUCCCCAAGCAGCCUCAGUCUGGUAGAGGUACUGUAAUCCCAGUGUGUAUAAUUAAGUCAACUAAUCACCAGGAAAAUCUUUCCCAGAGGAUCUCCCCACCUCAGAGAGCCAAGAUGAAACUUGUAAUACUGCGAGGACUCCUGUUUACAUUUUCUUAAUUAUCUUCUAAACUGACAAAACUCUGAAUCUCCUGUUGUGUUUGUUUAACCACAGCUACUGUAUCAGCCAAACCAAGGAUGGGAAAAGCAAAUCAGGAGAGUCAAAUUAAAGUUAGUUGUUACAGCGUUGUUACUUCCAUCUGUUUAUGUUGUAUCUACAGGUUGUGGGUGGCACGCUACAAGGAGGAACUUUGCGACCAAGUCCUAGAGUGUGAAGAGGCCUAUCAGAAUGCAGCCGACAGACUGGCAGAAUUGAAGCGGCACUCUGACCUCUGUGUGCUGAGGAGAGCCACGGUAAAGUUUGAUUUAAUACCAGAUACAUUACAGUCUUUUCUGUUUUUAGGUUCUUUAUUAAAGAGAAACUUUAAUUAGCAAUGUUACCGCACUGAAGUUCAAGUAAAUGGCAUAGAUUGUUUGUAGAAUGGACGCCGUCUGCCUCCUCACUGGGUGAAACAAACGCGAGAACAGCACCCUCUGGUGACGGGCUGCAGUAUAGCUCAUAAAUCCCACCUCCUUAAGCAAUCCCCUAUGGAGCUGUGGACAAACUCUAGUGAUUAAUUACACAGAAUAUCAAUUUUUCUCCCCCCUGCUCGCAAUGUUGACAUGUAGUUACUUUAAGACUGGUUUGUGCCUCUCUUUGCGACUCUCACGCCGCAUGCGCACAACGUAACUGCCCAGGUGGUGGUUCCAGGGAGUGGAGAAAAUCCCCGAAAUACCGGGAGCAAUUCUGCUUCAGAUUCAUGUAAUGACGGAAGGCGGAGCCAAACUGUCCAUUGUAUAUAUAGUCCAUGGUAAAUAGUUGCAGAUGACACCAGCUUCACAUAGUCUACAGCUUUGAUUUUGGAGAGGAUAUCUUACUGAGUCUUAUGUAGUCUAUAUCUUUUAUCUUAUGAAGUCAAAUGCUUUUAUUUUGAAGGAGAGUAUCUUUUUUUGCUUUACUUCCCUUUAUACACAUGACAUUUUCCCUGUCCCUGGUAUAUCAGAGGAUAGCACAGCACUUACUUUAUAACAUACAUUAAAUGUAUUUAGAAGUUUUUUACCCAAGUAUACCAAUUAUAUUUUCAAUUUAAACUAAAGAUUAAAAAAAUGUUUAGAACAAAUGAAGAUUUGUUUCAAGAAGUUAUGGACAUUUAGCUGCUGGUAUUAGAAUCAAGUUUAGGAACUACAAGAAUGAGAGACAGUUUUUUACUUGCUUUCUUUUACUUAAAUUUCUUAAAAUCAAGUCAGAAAGUCAGGAAUAAAGUUGAAAUAAGUCUGCUUUUCAGACAGGGAGAACAAAAGUUGGUGUUGAAGGGACUCCCACUCACUGUCUUAAUUAAUCUGAUGUAUUUAAUUAAUUAAAAAUUUGAGAGAAUAUAAAAAGAUGUAAACAAAAUCUGUGUUUCAAAGAAAUUGGAAUAUACAUAAAGCAAGCGUGAGUAGAGCAACAUGAGUAGAGUUCGUCUCUUCAUCCCAAUCUUGGUAUUUAAAAUGAAUUGUGUAUUUUAGCUGCAUUAACUUAUAAGGACAGGUAGUGACUGUUUUUGGUUAAAUUAAUCUUCAAAAUAAUUUUAAAAAAUGGCUGCAAACUUGUGAAAAUGUCCAUCAGGUUAUCGGGAUGACAACAACGGGGGCAGCCAAGUUCCGGAAACUCCUGCAGGAUGUGCGUCCGUCUCUGAUCAUCGUGGAAGAAGCUGCAGAGGUUCUGGAGGCCCACACCAUCACCACACUGAGCGAAGCCUGCCAGCACCUCAUCCUCAUCGGAGACCAUCAGCAGGUACAAAACACACUCAGAGAAAUAAACAGCUCCCCAACUUUGCACCUGUUGUACUUCACAGGCUUGUUCAAGCACACAUGGGUUCUGCGUCACAUGAAGCAUGAUUUGCAGGGCCCUUGUUUGUCUCCUUACGCUGCUACAUAUAAGUACUGCUGUUAUUGUGUGUUAGUAAGUCACACAGUUUGUUAGUUAGUUCUCCUGCAGCACACUGAAACAUGUCUCUUAUGUACUGGCAAUUGAUACGAAAACUGCAAAAAUGUGUCCAAGAAGAUGAGGCGAAUAUGUGAUGGUCACUCUUAACGCUCAUUUAUGCUCACCAUACGUAUGAAAAUGUACACGUCCGUUUCAAACAGUGGUUCCGUCACUGCCCACAUACUUCCAUGUGUCCUUUACGUUGACAUGGAUGUUAACCCUUACAUCCACCAGGGGGCAGGCUGGAGUCAAAAGUUUCUGACGACAACAACAAACAGAAACAAACAUGGCGACUCUGGAGGAGCUAGUGAUAAUGUGUAUUUUGCAUAGAGACAGAAACAGAGGCGGUGUUGGUGGAGGCGGUGGUCGGUCAGGCCGCUAACUGCCUCGUGGAGGACGGAGAAUUCUUUUCUCUAGUAGUUUGAUGAGAGAAAUUGACGACAAUCGUCAUUUUCAGUACUUCAGAAUUUCCUUUCCUUAAAAAGCCCCACAAUUGUCUUCUUUGUUUCUCUCUAGAGAUGCGUAUCGAUUAGUGACAGCAGCAACACUGCCCCCAAGGUUUCCGGUGGUAAUGCUCCGUCGUAAACUUCAAGAAUACACGCAGAAAUAUGGAUGAAAAUAACGCAAAGCACGAAUGAAGAGCUUCAGUCAUAUCCGGAUCCAUAUGUAAAGUUGAGCAUAAACGAGCCUUUACAUUUAGUUAAUAUGAGCACUACCCACUACAAACAAACAGUGAGUCUAGCAUAGAGGGUAGCUGGCGAGCUCACUAUCUUUAGGCUGCAUAUAAAUAUGAAUAAAUAGAUGGAUAUCAAUUCAUGGGAAGUGGAAUAACAAACCGUACAAACUUGUUCGGGUGGCGUCUCAUUAGAUUUGGCCCUAUAAUUUGCGCACUGGUGUUUUUAAUGAGCCAUCGAGCUCUUGAUUGAAAUGACCUCGUUUACAACCCCAGGUAUAAACAUAUAGGAAGGCCCAUCAUCAGGGAUUUUCUGCGUCUGUGUGGUAGUUGGGUGAGAUAUUGCUGGUUGCCUUGAGGGAAACAGCAAACAACAUCCUUUCUAUGCCAGCCGUUACAAGAGCUAGAGACAGUGAAAAGUGAUGAGUGAUAUGCUGGACAUCAGUAGACUAUUGCAACAACUUGUCAGGGCCUGCCAAGGACAUAUGGCCAGGCAGCCUGUCUAGCAAUCUGUGGAGUGCGAUCACAACUACACACAAUUUCAUCACACAUUUCAAUAUUCUGUCCUGGUCUCUUCUUCUUGCUGUGUAACUUCUGUCCACUCUUUUAUAAUAUUUGCUCGUUGCACUGUUUGCGCAUGAAUUUAUGCAUGCAUUUGCCUAUGAAAACAAACCUGACUUAGUUACAGUCGUGCACAGAGUUUUUGCAAGUAUAAGAUUGGAAUUUCAAAUGGAGUUUGACUUGAAAAUUGCAUUUGUUGUCACCCAGGCUUGGAAAUCAAUGAUCAUUUUGGUACACCAGGUCCAUCAGAUUAAUAUGAAAGUAAUUUACCACUGUGCCCCAGGCUCCCUGCUCUGAUUUAUACAAGUGGCUGCAAUUUAAUGUGGCAAACAUGCUAUGACAACAAGUGAAUAAAUCAAAAUGAAAGUUUCUUCAUUUUCUCAAUUAAAGCCAUUACUUUAAAGUAUAUUGAGUGCAGGAGUUGGUAAAAAAUUCUUAAAAGAACAAACAAAAUGAGAUAUUCUGGUGGUAAAAAUACGGCUCAGUUUGUUUGUUUCAUAGCUGAGGCUAUUUGUCAGUACUUGGACUUUACGGACAAGUGUGCCGAGUUUAGUGAAAGUGGAACCCAGACUUGAAUCUGUGCAUGUAAUGGAGGCUGGUGGAUCACACUUUCCUGGUAAAAUAAGCUUUGGCAUUGUUGUGCCGUUCAUUAAUCACAGGUUUGGUGUUGAAUCGGGCAGAACACAAUGCUUCACAUUUAUACUAGAAUUGGUCUUGCCUCCCCCACACCCCUCCCACAUACAUACACAGUCACACUCUGUCCUCUAGCUGAAGCUGGUUUGCAGACACUCACAGUCACUUACCCACACACACACUCACACAAAGAUUUGCAAGCGAAAAUGUAGUGGGACAGCAAAAGAAAGUUAGUGUGCUUGCAUAUAUUUUUUUAUUCUUGUCUAGUCACCCUAAAAGAGAAACCUACAGUUAUUUUAGAUGCUGCUUUUUCCUUCGAGGCUUCCACGUGUAUCAAUAGUGGCUAUCAAGGGAUAACAUAUAGUGAGCAGGUUGUCAAAGCAGAGUGAAACAAGAUGAGUGGGACUCGAACACAGAGUUGGGUCUUUUCUCACUCUAAAGGAUUUCCUCCAUUACACACUGCCCGUAAAAAACAAAAUCAGAGCAAAAUCGACUUCUUUCUCUGCAUUGAUAUAAUAAGAAUUCAUCAAUCUGUGAAUGGAUUCAGGCCUGGCAUCAGCCUGUUCCUCUGACCAACACUAUGAUAUUAAAGAAUUGUGUAUUAGCUGUUAUUAUUUAUUGUCAUGCUGUUAUUAUUUUAGUUAUUCUAAGUUAUUUUAGCGUCCCCUUUAGAAUAUGGAGCCAUCUUGUUUCCGCCUCCGAUUUUGCAGCAUUACUUAUAACUGUGCAGCAUCAAAUAGUUGAUUCUAAUUGGUCAAAACCCCCUUGACUGGUAAUGAUUAAACCGCUACCUAUUGUUCGUAAGAGGAAAACGCCACCUUCUGGUAGCACCAUCAGAUGCUAUUUUACAUAUCACACUCAAUUUAUUUGUGAUUUAUUAGUGAUUCAUGGCUGACCAGUCGCCAGCAGAGAGAAGGUAUUUGAAGACAUCAAACAAAUCAAAGAAAACAAACUAAAAGCUACCAAAAGCCACGGUGUCGGGUUUGGUGGUAUCAAAGGGCAGAUUGAGUGGAAAGAAAGUGCUAACAGAAAGUUACAGGAGCUUUAUAUUGGGGCUGCUAUUAUCCUCCGCCCUUCUGAGGGGGUCUUCAAUAUUAAAAUAUUGAACCCCCCCCCCAAUAAAUAAAUAAAUAAAAAAAAUAGAUUAAUGAAUGAAUAAAUACAUUAAAAAAAUUCUCUAAGCCCCAAGAAAUAAGAAAAACAGCAAUGUAUAUUCCUCCAUCGGUAAUAAUUUGUAAAAUCUUCGGUAUUUGAAGCAUUUAACAAACACAAUUAUUAUUCUUUCAGCUGCGCCCCAGUGCCACAGUCUACGACCUUGCCAGGAACUACAGUUUGGAGAUGUCCAUGUUCGAGAGGCUGGUGAACAUGAAAGUCCCAUUUGUCAGACUCAACUACCAGGUUUGAGUUUUCCUGGCUAUUAAUUUGUCAUCUGAUCACAUAAUCAAUCAAUCAAAAAGAUGAAAGUGAAGCACUAAAAAAAACAGUUUGUGUACUUUAAAUAAUGCCCGGUUCUGUUUUCAUGGUGGAAUGCUUGUUUUAUUUGUGUUUGUGUUUUCGUGUAUAUUUCAGCAUCGUAUGAGGCCAGAUAUUGCCCGUCUGCUGACCCCACACAUCUACUCAGAACUGGAGAAUCAUCCCUCUGUGUUGGAAUAUGAAAACAUCAAGGUGUGUUGCAUUUGCUCUCCUGUGUCUCCCCUACACUUUUAAUGCAGUAAACAUCAUCAAACAUGAUCUGCACUGCUGGAAAGUCGGUCAUGCUAUAAAGGUUUAAAUACACCUGAGCUCUCAUCACAAUAGCGCCCGAGUCACUAGCCAGACUCUUCUCCUUUGUUGUCCCCUGGUGGUGGAAUGUAUUCCCCAACUCCGUUCAGUCUCUUUCUACCUCUAAGAUAAGCUCUUAUGGGAAAACCCACACACUGAUGCAAAGCUCUUCUCCCAGUGGUAGAAUGAUGUUUCCAACCACAGUCCUUUUCUACAUCUGGGAAACUUUUUGCCUAGCUUGAACAACUCAGCGCUUGGUAGUUUGGUGCUUGAUAAAUAAAUAAAUAUAAAAUAGUCACCAAUUAUGUGUUAACCAAAUGUUGUCUUACAGGGCCUUGACACCAAUUUGUUCUUUGUGGAGCACAACCAUCAUGAAGAAAACAUCCAAGAUGGAAAAAGCCAUAAGAACAAGCAUGAGGCAGAGUUUGUAGUUGCUCUUUGUCGCUACCUUCUCAAUCAGGACUACAAACCAGAGCAAAUUACCAUCCUCACCACCUAUACAGGCCAACUCCUGUGUCUGCGCAACAUCAUGCCUGCGAGUCAGUUCAAUGGGGUCAAAGUGCAUGUAGUGGACAAGUACCAAGGGGAGGAGAACGACAUUGUCUUGUUGUCUCUGGUCCGCAGCAACCCGCAGAACAAAGCUGGCUUUCUGAACAUAGCCAAUCGCGUCUGUGUGGCCUUGUCUCGAGCCAAGAAAGGUCUUUACUGUAUUUGCAACAGUACAAUGCUGGGAAAAGUCAAACUGUGGAGCAACAUCUUCGACACCUUGAGGGAAAAAGACCAAAUUGGCAAAGCUCUGACCUUGCGCUGCCAGAAUCACCCAGAUAAAGAAAUAUCAGCGUCCUCCGCCAAAGAUUUCAAAGACGCCCCUGAGGGGGGCUGCACCCUGCCUUGUGAGUACCGCUUGAAUUGCGGCCACGUUUGCGCAAGAGUCUGCCACCCUUACGACCCUGAGCACAAGAAGUACAGGUGCAGGAAGGCCUGCCCUAAGACUUUGUGUGAACUUGAACACAGGUGCCCAUUGGAGUGCUACGAAGAAUGCCCAAAGAAAUGCACAGUGCUGGUUGAGAAGAUCAUACCCCAGUGUCAGCACAAACAGAUGGUCCCUUGCUUCCAAAACCCAGAAACAUUCACAUGCAAGGAGGCCUGCCAGAAGCUGCUCAAGUGUGGGCACCCAUGCGACACAUGGUGUGGGUUGCUAUGCACCAGCAAAUGCAAGGUGAACGUCACUUUAGAGCUAAGUUGUGGCCACAGAGCACAGGGUGCCUGCUAUUACAGAACGGUGCCAGAAGAGCCUGAGUGCAACACUCCUUGUGAGCAUCAGCUAAAAUGUGGCCACAUCUGUCGCGGUACAUGCAGCAGGUGUUCUCAGGGAAGGUUCCACUGCUCAUGUUCUCGCAAGUGUGAGCGCAUCUUAAUCUGCUCCCACAAAUGCAGUGAGCCUUGCACUCGAGAUUGCCCCCCCUGUCGGAGAAAGUGCGAGAACUGCUGCAUUCACAGCAAGUGCAACAAGCUGUGUGGAGAGCCCUGUGCUCCGUGCAAUGAACCCUGCGCUUGGCAGUGCCCUCACCAAAGCUGUACCAAACUUUGCCAUGAGCCAUGCGAUCGUCCGCCGUGCACUGAACCCUGUGACAAGACCCUGAGCUGUGGUCACCCAUGCAUAGGUCUUUGCGGGGACAAAUGUCCCAGCAAAUGUCGUGUCUGUGAUCACGAAGAGGUCACUGAGAUCUUCUUUGGUACAGAGGAUGAUCCUGAGGCCAGCUUCAUCCAGCUAGAAGACUGUGGACACAUCAUUGAAUACACAGCCAUGGACACAUACAUGGGAAUGGAUGUCGACCAGCAGGCAGAUGACAGAGAGAAGGUCGUGAUCAAACUGAAGGAAUGUCCCAAGUGUAAAACUCCCAUCCGCAAGAACCUACGCUAUGGAUCUCACAUCAACAGCAGCCUGGCUGAGAUAGAGAUGGUGAAGGUGAAGAUAAAUGGAGAUCAGGCCGAUUUGACAGAGCACAGGUUGAUGCUUAAAAACCAGUGGGUAGUAAACUAUCCUAAUUGCAAAGUGCUUGAUGAAAAAGCGUGUAUGUACAUUGCGGCAUGCCUUGAAAAGGACAAUCUCACAGUAAAUGACUUGUCGGUCCUAGAGAACAAGAUGGACUUCCUUCAGAGAAUCGCAAAACUGAUGAAAUUCCAAAAAGAAAUACUGCCCAUCACAGAGAGCUACAAACUUAAAAAGAGAAUGGAGGAGUUUGUGAGCUUUCUCAACCACAGACAGCAAAGAUUCACAGAGCAGCAGGUCUUCGAUUUGCAGAGAGAGCUGAGAAGACUCACUCUCCUGACUGAACUCCGCAUCCGUUACAGCCAAGCUCAGGCGAGAGGACAAAGCGGCAAAAUCAAGUCAGAGGUGGUGGCAAUGAAAGCAGCUCUUAAAAAGUCAGGCCAGUUCACAGAGCAAGAUGAAGACAGGGUCAAGAAAAUGAUGAAGGAACUAGACACCAAGGUUCCAGCCACAGGCUUGAUGAUUAGCGAGGAGGAGAGGAAAAUGAUCGUCUCAGCCAUGAAAAUGCGGCAGGGACACUGGUACAAAUGUCCAAACGGCCAUGUCUAUAUCAUAACUGAGUGUGGAGGAGCUAUGGAGAGUCGGCGCUGUCCUGAUUGUGACGCCGUCAUCGGUGGAGCCAGUCACAGACUGGCGAGCGGUAACCAAGUGGCUUCUGAGAUGGAUGGGGCACAACACGCUGCGUGGUCUGAACAAAACAACCUUCUCAACUUUGGAGAAUUCAACAACUGAGAGAAUCCUUGAAGCCUUUACGAACUUACAAGUUCAUUUCAAAGUGCAGGAGGUUGUUCGUUUCGUGUAACGCUUGCUUUAACUAAUGCUGGAUCAGAGGGGAUCACGACUGAAAUUAGUGCACUGUAAAAUUACAGUGUAGUCACACAUUUCACUCUGCAACUAUUUAGUUGUAUGAUGAAUGGACGACGCAGAUCUGUGUUUUUUUGUGUGUAAAAUUGAUUGAAACACUGGCUAACUGUUUGAGGCACUUGGUUUCUGUUUAUUUUGCAGGUUCUUGAUUCCAAAUUGUUCGUGUUUUCCUAUCUUCACAAAAAUUGUUUUGUUGUUAAGUUCAUGCACUGAAGAGCUUUACUAAGCCAUAGAAAAUUAUUUUAAAAGUUAGAAAAGACUGUCUUCCUUCAGAAAUGUUCAAGACUUUGUGUCUGUAACUGCUGUUCCUUGCCUAAACAACAGGUGGC
This is a messenger RNA of Xyrichtys novacula (pearly razorfish), 23144 nucleotides long. The record is from the annotation of a GenBank genome assembly. Lineage: Eukaryota; Metazoa; Chordata; Actinopteri; Labriformes; Labridae.